Knipowitschia caucasica is the source of this 297-nucleotide messenger RNA. NCBI's taxonomy places the organism in Eukaryota, Metazoa, Chordata, Actinopteri, Gobiiformes, Gobiidae. The record is from the annotation of a GenBank genome assembly.
AUGGCAGCGUCAAACUACUCCCUGAAGGUGAACAGAGAGCUCCUGGACCCGGACUUUGAGAGUUACAGACUCUCUCUGGACCCGAUCCCGACCUACAGCAUCGAGCUGGACUCAGCUGUGGAGGAGCUGAAGCUGAAGGACUCUCUGUACACGCUGGAACACAUGCAGGCCUUUGGCAUGUUUAACUACCUGCAUUUAGACCCCUGGUACUCGGACAGCGUAGUGUUUGUGGACGCUAAAGGACAAGUGCUCAGUCUCACUGUGACUCUGCGGUCCGUGGCCAUACUUGCAUGUUGA